UGGCCGAGUGUUGGCUGAAGCUUUAUAACGUUAACAUACGUUGCGGUAACAGUUUGGUUGUAAACGCGCACGUUUCACCUUCUUUUGGCAACCAAUAUCCUGAACAAUAUUUGCAGUUUUUCACAGAAAGCAAAAGAAGAAAGAAAAAACAAAGAACCUCAAAACCCUAAAAAAUGUGAACUAAUUUUUGAAAAACAAAAAAUAAAAUGAAGAAAAAAUUCUUGCAAAAUUUCUUUGUGAAGUGAAGUUCUGAAGAAACGUAAAAGAAAACAAAUCAAUAUGCAUAAAUAGAAGAAAGAAAAAAAAUAACUCAAAACCUUUCGAGAACAAAUAAACUCAACAACUCUCCUUUUUACUCUCUCUGUCACAACGAUGAACGGCUCUUACACUCAAGAGACAUUGAGCAACGAAAGCUAAUGGCGAAAUAAAUUACUCUUCGUAUUGACUUGAACUCUGCGUAUGAAAUUCACCCUUACUCUCACCACUGCUCCUGUGCUCCAAUGCGCACACACUCCAUUGUAUUGCAUACAACUAGGAGGCAAUGAGACCUAAAAAAUGUGUGUGUGUGUGUGAGUGUUUCUGUGUGGAAAAAGCGUGCGCCUAGAAGCUAUGCUAUAACAAUGUAUGAAAUAGCUUAACGAAAACUAGAAAAAUAAACGAGUUAUCAUAACGUUUAGAACACGCGAGUGAAACACAACGUCGCCAUUGUUGUUAAACCAGCGAAGCAGAAAGAAAAAGAUUCCAACUAAACUUUUGCUUAAAUGUCUGCCAGCCUGCUAGCUCCAAAGGCGGCCGAGGAGCAGCAAAACUAAAAAAAAAAUUCUUUUAUAGAGAAAAAAGUGGCAAAGAAAUUGAAAAGUGCUAUGUGAAAUUGAGAAGCAAAGGAAGUUUUCAGCCUUUUUUUUUCAAAAAAAGGCUGGCGCUGAUUGGGUGUGUGGUGUUAUUGACACGAAUUUCUGGAAAAUAAAGGUUAUUGUGGUGUUAUGGUGUUCUCAAAAUAUUGCAUACUUUAAGGCAUACAACAAAUAAGAAAUAAUUUGUGUUAUUUUUCUUUAAGUAUUUCUUUCGGUUACUAAUUCUAUGGUUUUGUGUGUAUGUUAUUUUGUUCCCUCUUUGUCCCAAAGAGAAGUAAAAACUCAGCAAAAGGAAAAACAGAAAAUUUUCGGUGAGCACAACACGCGCCUACAUGAUUACACAAAACAUUUGUAAGCUAGAGCUUGCCUGUUAUACACACACCAUUCGUUGUGAAUGGCUGCGUUAAAACGCAUGAAAAGAAAAUAAAUGGCAAAGAAUGUUGUAUACAAGAAAAAUAAAAAUUAAAUAGAAAAAAUAAAUUGAUAAUACGCCAUGAAAAAUGUGAUAAAAAAAUACCUAGAAAAAAUGUAUGCUAAACUAGAGGCGUUAUAAAAUAAAUUAAGUGUUAUAUUAAAAAAAAAUAAAAAAUUGUCUUCACCAAAAAAUUAAAAAAAAAACACAACUAGUUUAUAUAAAAGAAAAUUUAAACUAAAAUCUAUUUUUUCAUUCUUAAUCUAUUCCUGUUCAAUGAUAGCAAAAAUAACAGAACAAAGCACCCGUACAUUUUGAAAAAAAAAAUUAUAAAACAAAUUUAAAAAAUACAUAAUUAUGCUAAAUAAUAAAAUUUCCUAACCCCCAACAAGCCGCCAUUUGCCCCCCUUAAUUUCUCGAUAACAACUAAACAAAGUAAACAAGAAUACCUUACCAAGCAACGACAACGAUAACAAACGGUUUUAUUUCCCCCCAGAAAUAAGCAAAAACAAAAGAAGAAAAAAAAACAAAAACAAAAUUUAUAAAAUUAACAACAAAUACAUAUAAAUAAUCCAAAACCGAACCAAAACAAAAUCCAAUUAAAUUUUUUGCACAAAUUAUUGACGAUCAAAAAACAAAAAAAAAAAAAAAAACCACGCCGCAGCAUCAGCCGCUUAGCUUUGUUCUUAACGUUUUCCUGGGGUCCAAUGUUGCAGCAACACAACGCAACAUGUCUUCUGUCAGCAACAAAUUUAGUCAAUACUCAAACGGUUACGCCCCCCGCCCAAAGACAACAUGAAAUCCUGGAGACAAAACCAACAUCAACAGCAACAACAGCAAAUCUCCAAACAUUGGUCGCUGCUGAAGGGAUAACACUUGGCCCUCUGCAGAAUGGUGGCAACGAACAACAGCAGCAAUUAGCCAAAACUAAUGAAAAUGUUGCCUUGCAUAGCUCUGUACCAAAAAACAAGCUACCAACAACAACCACUUUCAUCCCAAUCUUAAAAAAUGGGUCAUACAACAAUGCACAAAAACAAACCAAGAACAACAACAACAACCAGAAUUCAUCUCAGGGCAGACAAUUAUGGCAUGUUGUCGGGUCCUUGGAUGAUGUGAAAAAUAAUGAUUUCCCUGAUUUAACAACUAAAAUGAAGGCACAAAUCUUAUACCAAACACCUUCUCUCUUAACAGAAGCAACAACAGCAGCAGCAACAAAGUGGCAGCAACAGCAAACUCUAAGCAAAAUGUUGCAUGAUCACAUUGCAGUGCAGUCGCUAUUAAAGCCAAUAAUUGACUUUAUUCCAAAAUCCAUAAAAGAAUCAUUAGAUUUUAAUAGUCGACGGAGAAGAGGUCGCCUAAGGCCUGCGAAGGCGGAAACAGGAACAGAAACGGAAACGGAAACGGUAGCGGCCGCAUCUCGAACAGCAACACCAUCAACAUCAUCUGCUAGGGCAGCUCGUCGUCGAUCAAAUGUGCCAGCAACAUUUGUCCAAGUCAACAAAUUUGCUAAACAAUUAACAACGCUAUUGUUAACAUUGUUGUUAUCGUUUCUAAGCAUUACUUUUGUAAAUAAACACAACAGCAACAACAACUUAGUAUUAUCAUUAAAUAAGAUUUUGAAAAAUAAAAAUCGUAAAAAAUCGAAUCCAGCUGAUGAUGAUGAUGGCAAUGAUGAGGCCGAAAUAAAAGGAGAACAAAUUCCCAUUCAUAGGCAAAUCUCUUCUCACAACAACAACAAAAACACAACAACCACAUCGUCAUCAGUAUUCUCAUCAAAUGGCACCUCUCGUCUACUCUAUGCAUUGCUCUUUUUCGCCAUACUCCUAAUAAUACCCUCUCACGAUCAUAUGGUCUCUGCGGCCAAACCGAAAUCGGCCACACAACUACAGCAGCAGCAGCAGCAACAACAUCAGGAUCACAAUCAACAACAGCAACAUCACAACAAUAAACCCAACAUUGCCUAUGCUGCUGGUGCCGAUCAUGUCCAAAUCGACAAAGAGGGCAUGCUCUUAACACCACCCUCCUAUCAGGGUGUCUCAUCGCAAACAUCGAACGAAGAGGGUACGGAAUAUUUAACAGAUUCCGAGGAGCAAUUAUUCGACGAUGAAAAACAAAAUCUAAAUAUAGUCGAAGAAGAAGAUGCCGCUGAAGAAGAUAUGGAUCGUGGUUCUUAUGAAAAGGAUGGAAAUGAUACACAUUUUGAUAAUACGACUGUUACAAAAACACCGCUCUUCCCGACAGAUCUUUUCACAAAAGAACAAUUGGAGAAUGGUGCCGUGAUUUGCCACAUUAUCGGUGUGAUAUAUAUGUUCGUAGCCUUGGCCAUCGUUUGCGAUGAAUUCUUUGUGCCUUCCCUGGAUGUGAUCAUCGAAAAACUAGGCAUUACCGAUGAUGUGGCUGGGGCCACGUUCAUGGCGGCCGGCGGUAGUGCACCUGAACUCUUCACAUCGGUCAUUGGCGUCUUCGUGUCCUUCGACGAUGUGGGCAUCGGUACGAUUGUCGGCUCGGCCGUCUUCAAUAUUCUCUUCGUCAUCGGUAUGUGUGCGCUGUUCUCGCGAACGGUGCUGUCGCUGACCUGGUGGCCGCUGUUUCGCGAUUGUACCUUCUACAGUGUCAGUCUGCUGGUGUUGAUAUACUUUUUUCGCGACAACCGGAUCUGGUGGUGGGAGGCGCUUAUACUCUUUUGCAUUUACAUUGGCUAUGUGGGCUUCAUGAAGUGGAACGUCCAGGUGGAGGGCUGUGUGAAGAAACUGAUAUCGAAAAAUAAGGUGACUCGCGUCAGAAGUACAGAUCAGCUUAUGCCAGCAGGCAAUGCCGCCAAUUCUUCGGAAACUUCAAUGGCCACACAGCCUGGUGGUUCGAUGACAUCGAGAGCUGCAUCGGAAACACGCUCGGGACCGCCCGGUUCCAGUAGUGGUGCUGGCACUACAGGUAAUAGCAGUGGUGGAAAUGCAAGUACUACACAGACUGGUGCAAAAUUUCGUCAUGGCCUAUUGCAGCUUAUGAUUCACACAAUAGAUCCGCUACAUGAUGAUGAUGUUCCAGGCAAGGUGGACGAAAAGGCGACCCAACUGCAUGCCAUUGCCUCCCUCAAAGUGCUGCUGGAUGCAACCAAACCACAACGGGGUGGUGCCACAACAUCGGCUGCCAAUCAUGUGAAAAUCAAUUUGAAGGAAACAACUCUGGCGGAUCGUCCAAAUGGCAAUAUUGAUACAACCUUGGAUUCGCCAUCGUUAAGUGGUCGUCGUGCGAGCUGGAUAGAUCAAAGGGUCAAAAUUCAAACGCGAAAAUUUAGCAUCAAACAAACCCAAGAAAUCGAAGAUGAACCAGAGCCACUGAGCAUGGCCUGGCCAGAUACUGCCCGUAAACGUUUAACCUAUAUUUUGGUAGCUCCACUCUUGAUACCCAUGUGGCUAACCUUGCCCGAUACGCGCACCCCCAAAGGUAAAAAGCUAUUCCCCAUUACGUUUAUUGGCUCUAUACUGUGGAUAGCAGCCUUCUCGUAUCUGAUGGUAUGGUGGGCCAAUGUUGCCGGUGAUACGGCACGCAUACCACCUGAGGUUAUGGGUCUAACCUUCCUGGCCGCCGGUACAUCCAUUCCCGAUCUGAUAACAUCAGUUAUUGUGGCGCGCAAAGGUUUUGGUGAUAUGGCUGUUUCCAGUUCUGUGGGUAGUAAUAUUUUCGAUGUUACUGUUGGUUUACCUAUUCCUUGGCUACUCUAUGGCAUUAUUUACGAUGCACCGGUCGAAGUGAACUCGGUGGGCAUGGUGUGUUCCAUAACGAUAUUGUUUAUGAUGUUGCUAUUUGUCGUUAUGUCAAUUGCCUGCUUCCAUUGGCGCAUGAACAAAGGUUUAGGUUUUACAAUGUUUUUGUUAUAUUUUGUUUUUGUUGCCGUUUCGUUAAUGUUUGAAUACGAUGUAAUAACAUGUCCAGUGUAAAAUGUCAACAGCAGAUGGAGCAGAAUGACAGGAAGACAAACCAAACAAAUAACCACAAAAGAAAAAAAACAGAAAGGAACAUUUCCAAAUAAAUGAAAAAGAAGAAGAAAAAAUAAAAACAGAAAAAAAUAACAACAAAAUAACCAAGCAACAACAACAACAACUUUAUAUACAAAAUUAAAAACAAAACACAAGAUAUAUAAGAGAACAUAAAACAAUUAAGAAACUAAACAAAAACCAAAAGUAUAUAUGAUAAGAAAAUUGUUAAUAAUUUUUAAGUAAGUUUAUUAAGGAAAUUUAUUAAACAAGAACAACCACAACAAACAACAACAAAAUUCGAAAACAAAAUCUUAGCUAAAUUAAAAUCAAUAUAUAAGAUGGAUAACGACGAACUCGUAACAAGCUAAAAAAAAAAGAAAAUCCAAACAAGAACAACAACAAAAAAAAAACAAUUCCCCUUGAAAAAAAAUCGGAAAGAAUGUAUUGUACUUUAGCAACACAAAACCAAAUAAGGAUAAAAAGCAGAAAAACAACAUUUAGAUAAAAGAAAUUAUUUAAUGAUAUAUUAAUUACCAAAAACUACAAAAAAAGAUAAGUAAAGAAAACAAGACAAAACUAACAAAAAAGUAUAUAAGAAAAUGCGUUAUUUACAACGCUAAAGUGCUCAUUAAAAUUGAAAACCAAAAAAAAAAAAUAUUACCACAAGAAGAGAAAUUGUUAUAAUUGUUUAUAUUAUUGAUUUUUAUUUGUUAACCACUUUUUAGAGCCUUUUAUAUAUUCUUUAAGAAAGUUAAACAAAUAAUAAUUGUUCUUUUAUACUUUUAGUUUCCAAUUCUAGUUCUUUAACGAUACCGUCUUCUCAAAAUGUCUUUAUUUUUUCUUCAAUUUCUAUCUCUUUUUAACGAAUACUGUACUCCCACUCUCUCUCUCUCUCUUGACGGACUUUUCUGAAUCUUAAAGUAUAUUUACAUACUAAUCUGUAUCCGGAUUAAUCCUUUUAAUUAAACAAUCAUUGUAAAUUUUACAAGGAAAAUAUUCGUUAAAUUUAUUAUUGGGAUUAAUCCGAUAAGAAUCUCGUAUGAACUCGCUAUAAGAUCCAUUAAACAGGUCGUGUAAAUCACCACGAAAAACCUGCGAUUGUGAGUAGCUGACAAGUCAACGUUUCAAACUUGCCCGGAGGGCGGUGUGCACAAUGUCCUAAAACAGUAUGGCGUGAUUGACAGUAUCAAAAGCUUUUCAUAAAUCAAGUGCCACCAUAACUGUUCUGUAUGUGUGGAAAUGGUGUAUAAAGCUCUUGUUGAGCUAUGAAAAUUCCGGAAUCCGUUUUGGUGAUCAGCUACUGGAAAACACUCUCUUAUGCUGGGGAGGGAGUAGUGCCUCGAGCAUCUUUGCUACUGCCGACAAAAAUGAUAUCGGCCUGUAUGAAUCUCUUUUGCUGGCGUCCUAACCUGGCUUCGGAAGUGGACCACCCUGCCCAUUUUACAAGCAUCGGGAAUGAUUAGGGUAGCUAACAACAGGUUAAGGUGUUUGGUUGGAUAAUCAAAAGCUGAUUCAUUCAGUUGCUUCAACAGCACCAUAGAGAUUCCGCCAGGAAAAAGCAUUUUGGAUGACUUUGCAGUUCAGAUGACAAGUGCAACAUCUUCCAACGUAAGAUGGAAAUGGUACUUCCUCGACUGGGAGAGUUCGUACACGGUGUACGAUCCCCCUCUUAGCACUGUUUUGGGGUUCUCUAUAAAUUGUCAGUUAAAAUAACUCACGCAUCUCAUCGGAUCACCAUAGAGAUUCCGUCAGAAACCAAGGGUUUUGGGUGACUUUGCGCUUCUGAUGACACGUACAACAACUUCCAUCAACAUCUUCUUGGGGUGGUACCUCCUCGGCUGGGAGAAUUCGUACAAGGCCUAGGAUUCUUUUCUUAGCCCUGUCACUCUCGGGGUGCUCUCAAAAUGGCCCUUAAAAUAACUCGGCACCUCAUUGCAUCUAUCACUUCUACGCAUUUAAAUGAGACUGUUGUCCGAUCAAUCUUUUUUUCUUGGUUCGAGAGCACCUUAACCGUUGCCCACAAUUUACUCGAUCCGGUACUGAUUGUGUAGUACUUCAGAUGUUCUAGCCACUUUUUUGCUUAUGCGCGCCAACUAACAUGUUUACUUUCAGAAUUAGUUCCCAGACUCUGGGAUUAUUAGGAUUAGUACAUCGAAACUCAUUUCGCUCAUUUACUAGCCCCGCUGCCUCUGCUGGUAAAUUAGGUGCUAUUUCAGGUAUAUGACCAGCAGGUAUAUAACGAGCGGCAGCAGCUUUGUAUUAUGUCCCGGAAACACCUAUCUGACACAUAAAGAGCGUAUUGAUUGGAUAGUCCUCUGAAGCGGCGAUCUGUAUACCCUCUAAAUUCUUGUCAAUAAGCUUUUCCAUGGUUAAGGAAAGUACGGUGUUCCGAGUCUAUGAAGUCGGGUGGCCAGUUAAUGACGACGAUAAUGUGGGAUGAUCUGAGCCUAAUAAAUGAAUUGCUAGGUUACGACAUUUGCCGUUGAAUGAGACUAAUGUCCGACCGUUGCCUACAAUUUACUGGAUCCUGUACUGAUGUUGUUGUACUUCAGAUGUUCUAGCCACUUUAUGCGCAUAUGCUCGCCAACUAAUCUGUUUACCUCCAGAAUUAGUUUGCUGGCUCUGGGAUUUAUGGUUAGUAGAACGAAACUCAUUUGUCAAUCCUCUGCUGGGAAAUCAGGUUUUAUUUCAGGUAUUCGAAUAUCCGUAGAGUUAAACAGGGAGUUCCCCAAGGUAGGGUGAUAUCUCCGGAAUGGUUUUACAUACCCUCCAGACGGCAUUGAGUUGACGCACGCGGUUGUGUGUGUUUGUGUGAUUGUGCGCUCGUGGCGUCGGGACUCAUUAUUGAUGACAUCUGCGAUAGGUUGAAUCAUUACUUAGUCGAUCUUAACGCCUUUUUCAUUUCGAGGAAUAUGAAAAUAUCCUGCACGAAUCGACAGCCGCUUUUUUCACCAUAUGAAUAGCAGAGAUAAUCCCAACCACCAAUUACCCCAAGGUCUUAGGGAUCACAUUCGUCAGUCUUCUUUAGUUGUCCGCGCAUACCCUUCCUAUGUACGACAAGCUUAGAAGUAGGAACCAGGUUUUCAAGUCUCUCAGCCGAUCAAGAAAACUUGUUGUCCUCUUACAACUCGACGGUCUGUGGUAGGCUGUGCGGACCCAGUCUGGUCCUCCAACGUCAGACCAUGACACGCAUUGACCAUCUACGUGAGGAAGCUAAGGUCUUACCGUUGGGGCAGUAUAAUAAAAUCCUGUCAAUGUCAUAUGUGUUAUAAACACAAACAUCCCAAUCACCAUCUGGUGGCAACCUCCGCCCAGGCAAGUAGAUAAAGACCUUCAUGACCAAAGAAAGAGGUGAAGAGAUAUAAGAAAGAGCUUCUAAAUCAACAGGACUAUCUAGAGAAUGAUCUGAAGAGAUAUAAGAGAGACCUCUAAACCAAAAGGUCUAUCAAGCAAGAAUUAGUACUCACUCUGACGCAAUCACAGCAAUUCUAGCAGAAUACAGAGUGAAUACCAUACUCGGAGAUAAUCUGCCUCCCAAUGCAGCUUAAGAACGAGAGGUGCCGCAAUAAACCAAAGCAGUUAUGGUACAACUGAGAUCUGGGUGGUGCAAAUACAAACCCAGAUAAGGGUUAAUUGCCGUAAUUGACGAAUAAUAAUUCUGACUAUGGAAAACAUACAUAUGUUCAAUUUAUUGUGAUUGGUCAAUUAUCACAGUUAAACUGGGUAAAUAAUUUCAAAUGGCACAACAUUUUAAUGUUUCUGCUUUUAAAAUUCUAUCAUAGUCAAUAAUCCGGAAAAGGUUAUGGAUUCUUAGACACGAUUUCGUAACCUAAAAACCAUUUUUUUAAAAUUCAUUUAAUUUUUUAAAUAUAAUUUUUUAACUAAAUUUUCUUUUCUAAAAUACUAUGUUACUUCAAAUCAUAUUAUGAUUAUUUUUCUUUUCAUCAUAUUUUUGCAAAAACUAUCUGCGGGGAAAAUAUCUUACACAUAUUAGAAAAAAAAAUAACUAUUUUAACUUAUAACUACAAAAAAUGUUAAACUUAAGUUGCUUUGUUAUGUUUUCCAUAUCUCUACAAUGACUUUUCUCUAAAUCUCUCUUUCUCUAUUUCUCUUAUAUAUAAAAAACUUAUAUAAUCUUAGCUUUAUAAGUUCAAACCAAAGAAAAACUCCAAAAAAGCAGCAAAACGAAUUAUAAUACUCGAAGAAAGCUAUUAAAGAAAAAACAAACAAAAAAACAUAAUAAGAAAUCUCACCAAUCAAUCAACCCAGAAAAAUAAAAACAAUUACGACUUAAAGCUUUACCUAAAUCAUUUAUGUUUUUUAUUUCUCCUAGACUUUGUCAAAACAACUCUGUGUCUCUAACUAUCUCUAACUCAAAGACUCUCUUCCUUCAAAAACAAAUGUUGUUCUCUAAAACUCUUUCGUGCACUCCUAACAACAAAUCUAAAGAGCGAUGUGGAAGAGUAGAGAUUCUCAAUCUCUUAACAAAAAAUGUGGGACAUACGAAGAGCAUCUUCAAAGAAAUCAGAGAUCUUUAACUCGUUUAUUCAAGAGAAGAGUUAUAUCCACAUAAAGAGCAAUAAAAGAGGAAAAAAGUUGUACAAACAUGACAGACACACACACAAUAUAAUUAACAAAAUUAAGAGAAGGGCAUUAAACAAACAAAUUUCAAUACCAAACACAGCUAAAUUAAAUAACAAAAACAAAUAGAUAAAUUUCUUAUAACAUUAAAACGAAAACAAAAUAAACCAUAAAAAAGAACAUAGGCAUUUAACAAUUAAUAACAAACCAAGAAAAAAAAUUAAAAAUAAUAACCAAAGACAUCAGUAUAAUUUAAUAAAAAAAAACUAAACAGAAAUGAAUUAUAUGAAAGCAAUAAUUUACAUCAACAAAUAAUAACAGUAACAAAAAACAAGUAAAUAUAACAAAGAAAACAAUUAAUACUAACUAAACAAAACAAAUAUUUAUAAUAAAUUCACACCACAAAACUAAACUCUUCAAAACAAAACCCAAAAUACAUCAAUAACAAAAAAAAACUUAACAACUACAACGUACUAUAUACAUAAAUAAUUAACAAACCAAGAAAAAACACAAUUCUUUUAAGCUAAAACCAAAUAAUAUGAGAUACAUACGUAUUACUACUACUUAAGAUCAAACUAAAACUAAUAAUUCACUAAACAAAAACAUGUAAAGUAUACUUACAUUACAUUUAAAGAAAAGAUUUUUUUUCAAUUUUUUUAUUUGAAAAUGUUUAUUUAAUGACACUGUUAAGGCUGAAACUAAUGAAAGCUUAAAUCGUGACUUCGGCCUGAAAAUACAACGCUGUUGUCAGCUACAAGGCUGUUGCAACGAUGUAACAAAUUGCAAUAGUGUUGUAUUUUUACGCCGAAGUCACGAUUAAAGCUUUGAUUUAUUGUACCCUUUAAGGUGAGGGUACAUAAGAAACUUGGCAUGCCAGCUAGUCAUAUUAAUGCCAAUUAUCUUUACGAUAUGUCACAAAAUGUGCCAUGCAAAAACUUCAAGCAGCUUAUGUAUACUCACCUAUAGACUUUUAACGACACAAGUUCACAUUACGGCUUCUUAUGCCCUGUUUACAUUACAGUUAUCAACUGUACAAUCUUAAAUCCAGUAGAGGUCACAUGGUAGAAAAAUACAGGUAGAUGCAUCAACUCUUGGGAACAUUGAUAUGUCAAAAAAAUUUUAAAUGUUUUUUCAAAUAUAAGUAGAUUUAUAUAUAUGUUUUCCUAUACGACCUCAUUCGGAGGUUAUUAUAAUCCGCGUUUUUCAACAAUUUUUGCAAAUUUAAAUAAUUUUUCAUUCAAAAUUCCAAAAUUGGUUUGACCUAUAUUAUUUUACCAUGAGAGGUCACUUGACAUGUACGCAAUAGAAUUGCCACAUGGUAGAAGAAUACAGGUAGAUGCAUCAACGCUUGGAAACAUUGAUAUAUCAAAAAUUGUGUAUGUUUCUUGAAAAAUAAGUGAAUUUGUAUAUGUUUUCCUAUACGACGCCAAUCGGAGGUUGUUAUGAUAUGCAUUUCUUAACCAUUUUUACAAAUUUGAAUAAUUUUUUAUUCAACAAUUACCAUUCCAAAAUUGCUUUGGCCGUUCAUUGUCCCCGCAGCUGUAUCGAUGCGACUACCUCUAUUCUUCCAGUUGAAUUCAGUGGGAUUAUAAAUUUUGUAUAAAAGCCAUAAAGCUUACGGAAAAGAGGUAACGUAGUCGAAAACAAAAACCGACUUUGUUGUCUUCUAACUGAACUUUUCAGUAUUUUUUUUCAAUCUCUCAAGGAUACAAUUUCGAUUUUUACAUCAUUUUUUGCCUUCCUUUAACUGAACUCUUCCUUUAACUGAACUCUUAGGUUUUUUCAAUGAUACAAUUAGAUUUUGACUUUCCAACUAAAAUCUAUUUCGGUUUAAAAUAAUUUCAUGUGUAGUUCCACCAAUAAUCUUUACAUCACAAAAGAUCGAGUUUACAUUCUUUUUACCACAAGUAAAAGUGAACUUCUACUUUUAAGAGUUCUAACGCCAAAAGUCAAUUAAUCGAAAGUCGGCCUACGUUUCCCUACUUUUCAUAAUAUUUAUAUCCAAACCAAAUUACUACAUUUUGUCUAAUAUGAGUCAUAACCUUUUUGGAGAGGGUAGUGGACGUUAAAAAUUACGAUUCAUAUGUCCCCAAAAUUUACAUUAUUAGGUGUGUCUGGUUACCGUAAAAUUUGUAACAAUUGUUGCAAAUUGUUACUGGAAGUCUAGUCUGUUAACACAAAAGAUCUGCAAAAGAGAGUGAUUUGAUAGAACAAUUUUGACAGUUAAUUCACUGAGAGUGUUCCGAAAGCAAAAGUGAAAUUUUACUUUUAAGCUUUCCAACGCCAAAAAUCGAUUAAUCGAAAGUCGACCUACAUUUCCCUAGUUUUUUUAAAUUUUUCAACAUGGUACAAGAAUAUAGGUAGAUGCAUCAACGCAUAGGAACAUUGAUAUGUAAAAUAUUUAAAAAGGUUUUUUUUUCAAAAAUAAGUAGAUUUGUAUAAGCAUCCCUAUACGACACCAAUCGGAGGUUGUUAUGAUAUGCAUUUUUCAACAAUUUUUACCAAUUUAAGUAAUUUUUCAUUAUGAAUUUUAAAUUUCAAAAUUGGUUUGACAGUUCAUUGUCCCAACAGUUGUUACAAUGCGACUACCUAUAUUCUUCUACCAUGUAUUUCAACCUGAAAGUAUGGCGUUCAAACCACUAAUAAUAUGGGCCAAAACAUUUUUGGAGAUGGGAGCGGUUGUUAAAAAUUACAAUUCAUAUGUCCCAAAGGUUUAAAUUAUUCUAUCAUUGUUAGGCAACCUUUUCGAGUAUGGUGACAACUAAAUUGCAAUUCUUCUUAACUUCAACGCAGAAAUAGAAUUAUAAUACGUUGUGUCGAUUUCAACUAUAUUUUUUCAUUAGAAAACAAGACCAGCGCUCAAUUCUACUCCAUAUUAUGUAAUCGUUCUGAUUAAUAAUUCUGAUCACCGGCCCAACUCGAUUAACCAUGACAUUUGAUCAGUCACAACAAAUUUUAUGUAUGUUUUACAUAGUUAGCCCCGAUAAAGCUUUGUAUGUAAAUACACUUAAACGUCGGAAAUGAAAAGGCAAAUCUUUUAUUUACAAAGUUGCUGUUUAGCAGGAGUUUAUCUUGAAACAUAGUUGUAUUUUACUACUUCAUACUGGACCGACUGUUUCCUUACUCUUGGGUAUUUUUCAAAUGCAAAAAGAUGAACAAAUUUUGACUUUAUAUACAAAUAGGAGGAUAACAAUUAAACCCCUAAGAGAUAAAAAACUAAAAUUCUUUAAUUUUCAUUUAUUAAUUUAUGACUGGGUUUGGAUAUGUCUGGACGACUACGUCAUUCAGACAAACCAUUUUCCUUUGUCUUGUCGUUUGUAAACCCUGGGUUAGUUGUGUCAUUAUUUUCUUUUUCAUUUUUACGUCAUCCUUUCAAAUCAUAAAGCAUAAUCUUCCAACGAAUAAUAAUAAUAUUAAAUAAUACAAAUACACAAACAACAUCAACAUAACCUAAUCAUACAUAUUAAUUAUUAACAAAACAUCAUUAUAAUACUAAUACUUACCAAAGAAAAAAAACAACUAAACAACAACUAAAAUUACAAAAUUUAAAACAUUUAAACAUACAUAUAACAUUAAAAUAAUAAUAACGACAACAACAACAAAAAAACUCACACAUUUUUAAAACAUAUCCUUUUUGCUCCUCUAAAACCAAAAAAAAAGAAUCUUCUGAAAAAAAUUAUUAACUUGAUAAUGAGAAAUAUAAAUUACCAAAAUAUAACACAGCAUACUUUUUUCCUGUUAAUAUUUAUAUAAACAUAAAACCAAAAUUCUUAUAUAUAAACCAAAACCAAAAAUAAUAUAUAUAAAAUUUGUUAACAUAUUAUGUUUUUCAUUUUAUAAAACAACUAAGAGAAAAAAAAAACAAAAAUUAACUCACUAUGAAACCAAACAAAAACAACUAUUACUUUUUUCCCCUCCCCCCUCUUUGAAUAAUAUUAUUAAUAUAAACAACUAUAAGGAAUGAAAGUAAAAAAACAACAACAAAACAAACAAAAAAUGGUAAUGCUUUAAGUAGAACAAGAACAAGAAAAAAAACAAAAUUACAUAAAAAAAUUAUUAAAAACCAAAAAACUUAUAUAUCUAAAUUAAAACCAAAAAAACAACAAC
Musca domestica (house fly) is the source of this 13931-nucleotide messenger RNA. RefSeq names its product sodium/potassium/calcium exchanger Nckx30C. Gene Ontology annotation, cellular component: membrane. Bases 1974 to 5204 code for a protein of 1076 amino acids. The transcript is spliced from 9 exons. NCBI's taxonomy places the organism in Eukaryota, Metazoa, Arthropoda, Insecta, Diptera, Muscidae. The record is from RefSeq and is a predicted model, not a curated record. Gene Ontology annotation, molecular function: calcium, potassium:sodium antiporter activity; calcium channel activity. Gene Ontology annotation, biological process: intracellular calcium ion homeostasis; calcium ion transmembrane transport.